Molecule: messenger RNA, 2781 nt
Organism: Salvelinus sp. IW2-2015
Lineage: Eukaryota; Metazoa; Chordata; Actinopteri; Salmoniformes; Salmonidae
Product: NXPE family member 3
Source: RefSeq, a predicted model, not a curated record
AUUGUUACCCAGAAAUGAUUUGAUAAUGAGAUUAAAACGGCUGCAUUGGACCUUAUAAAAAUUCAGCUGUAGGCUGGUACACUCUUUUUGGGUGGGGAGAGAUGGUCGAAAGCCAUUAUAGGAGAUAAUCAUAAAUGUCUGACCAUUCAGCACCGUCUACGAGUGCGUCAAGAGGGUAGUUCUGUGGAGUUGCGCUUGUUGUAAGGUAGCCUAUGACCUUUACGUCAAUAUAUGGAGGAUGGGAAGACUGCUUCAGCUACUGAUAUUGGCUUUUCUACUAUUGAUCUGCAUUUAUGUUUUAUUUGUAUGUCAAUUCAACCAGUGCCUACUGAAUGUGUCACCAUCCAAUCAUCUCAAAUACCACCACACUAGCUUCACACGUCGUCGUAGUGGAAUCACCAACAGGACAUUUACACCAACCAAUGACUCCUUAAUAAGUAAAGAGGAAUGGGAAUCUCUGCUCACAGAGCUACAAUGGUCAUUACCGCCUGUUGUCCUCUUAUCCACAGAUGAGGCCACAAACCCCACUAAGUGCUCAUUCUCUGUUGUCAACCCCAAUUCAAACCACAGAGUUGGAGGGUUUAUAGAUGUGAUUUUGAUAGCUAGAGAUACUAAAAACAGGAUCAAAACCUACGGAGGGGACUUUUUUCAGGCCAAGUUGUUUAACUCAGAACUUAAGGCCAGUACUUAUGGAGCUGUAACAGACCACUUUAAUGGCACCUACACUGCCCGCUUGGCCCUGCUUUGGUCCGGACCUGCCAAGGUGUCCAUCCGGCUAGUGCACUCCAGCGAGGCCGUGCAGGUACUGUGUAGGCAAAGGGAACAGGACCCAGAUAAGGUCUACUUCCAAGGCUACUUUGAGGAGGGUGGCAAGCAGGAAACGGUGAUGUGCAAUGCCCAGAGAAGUCCUAGGCUGGUGGGGAAUGACGCACAGUGUUGCUGUGAGUACAGAGAGCCAGUCACUGGGGAGACCUGGUUCUGUCGUCGGCCAUUUUCCCUGCCUUGCCAUGCUUUGACCUACCACAGCAUGGGCGGUUACCAGGCAGUACUCUCCAAGGUGGAGACGACCCUUCUUAAGAGUUCCACAAACAUUAUUGUACCAGGUGACGAUUCAGCUAUCGAUGUCCAGCAACAGGACACUGAAAUCCGAUCACAAACAAAAUGCCGUCCUGGUUUGCACACCUCAGUACCAGCUGGAUUCUACCUCCAGGAUCACUGGACGUCCUUGGUGUGUGACUCAAAAUCCUUUCCCUCAGCUAAACUGAUAUCUGGAUGCCUGAAGGACAAACAGAUCCUUAUGAUGGGUGACUCCACUCUCCGUCAGUGGUUUGACUACCUGGAGGAAACUGUGCCAACAUUGAAACGCCUGAACCUUCACACAUCAAGCAAAUCGGGCCCCUUUGAGGCAGUCGACACCCAGUCCAACACCCGUAUCAUCUGGCGGGCCCAUGGGAUACCUAUACGGACAAGCAAGACCCCCUGGGCUGACCUACACUACAUCGCCAGGGAGGUGGAGGGUAUGGCAGGGGGUGCACACUCUGUAGUCGUCUUCACCAUCUGGGCUCAUUUCACCACGUACCCACUGGCUAUGUACGCACACCGUCUGGUCGUCAUCCGUAAGGCUGUGGCGUCGCUCCUAAGCCGAUCUCCCACUACUCUGGUAGUGAUCAAGUCAGCCAACACGGGCUACAAGGAUGUGUAUGGCAGCGACUGGCUCUCCUGGCAGCUCGACAUGGCACUCAGGGAAAUAUUCAAGGACUUGCCUCUGGUCCUCAUUGACGUUUGGCAGAUGACUUCCUGCCACUAUUCCCCUGAUAACAUUCACCCACCCGCUGUGGUGAUCCAAAAUGAAGUGGAUCUCUUCCUGUCCUUUGUUUGUCCGCAGUGAAAAAAAUUGAAGUCAUGCCUGUAAAAACAUUGUGCCUUACUGUAUACAAAAUGCUGUCUCCGAAAGGAAUCUACAGUAUAUGGGAAAAGGGAUUGUAAUGUUAAGACGAUAAUUCCUUUAAAAACUGUUUGCCUUCUUCAAAAUGAAUGUAUAGCUUUUCUAACUGGCCUUAUUUUAAAAUAAAAACUACUUUAACUAUGAACACUUGUCAAAACUAUGGCAAACCACAGAGCUCAAUGUUUUGUUUACAACCAAAAUCCCCUCAACCUUAAUAAUUUCUGUUUCUCACACAUUUCUGAGAAUAGCAUAACUAUUAAUAUCCACAGAAAAUCGAUUAAAGAGAAGUGCUGAUACUCAUUGCUCCUGGUUGUAUUUUAAGCACUUCAUUAGAUUUUCAUUUAAAUAUUAUUUGAUAGAUUGUUAUUGACAUUUACUACAGAUUAUGUGAAUUUACUUUUAGAUACAUUAUGUGCAAUUGAGAAGGACACAUGAGAUUCGCGGUAAGAAACUCKUUGCAGGUUUUGAAAAUAGUGUUUUACUUUUAAUCUUACCCUGUGAUGUCACAGAUACCUUUAUUUUUAUCCACAGAUUAUAGAAAAGCAAGUGACACAAUCUAUUGUUAGAUUGUUGUUUACUCAGUACUUUGUUGAAGCACCUUUGGCACUGAUUACAGUCUUAAAUAUUCAUGGGUAUGACGAUACAAGCUUGGCACACCUGUAUUUGGGGAUUUUCUCCCAUUCUUCUCUGCAGUUCUUUUCUCUAAUAAGAGUCCUUCAAUUUAAACAUUGAACAGGAAGGACAAACCUUACAGGUUUGGCUUAUAUAUUUUGAAAUAACUUUUAUUAAAAACAAGAACAGUUUCAUAACUUUUUAAAAUAAAUAACAUUGUUUUA